GGCUGUCUGAUGUUCGAACAAUUUUAAACUAGACGGUUGUUCAAUGUUGUUUUUCGGCUAAAAUGUCUUCCGCCUCUGGAGCAACCCUGACGAUGGGAUUUCACCGUGUUUACCUGCGAGAAGCCUCCACAGAUAUUCGCAGCAUCCCCCCGCUUACCCCCAGGCCUCGGCUUUUCUCCCCGUGAAGGAAAACCAGCACAGUGGGCGUUCUGGGGCGAGCCCGUGUUACCCUGAAUGACCGAUUUCACCACACGGCCUGCCAGCCGGGACGGCUGGAGAGCACCGAACCGGCCCGCGGCCACCGGCGCCCUCCGCCGUCACGGGAGCCCCGCGCUGCCCUCAGGGGCGGCCGGGACCGCGCGGGGCCCGUUCCCCCUCACCGCGGCGGGGCCGGGCCCGCGGCGCCGCCUCAGGCCGCGGGGAGGGGCCCUGGCCUCCGUCUAUUGUGCGGCUUCUGGCGCAGCUCCGUCGCUGCCUGAAAACCCCUCCACCGGCCGCUCCUUCCCCCCAGACUCAAUUCGGCUCCGCUGCCCGCUCCGCACCUCGCGGAAGGCGGCGCGAGUACCGGUUUUUACCGUUUCGGAGCCGCGGUCGGGUGUUUUGCUCAGGCGUUCGCGGCGGGCAGCCCGGGCGUUGCGAGGCGGCGAGAGGCGGGUCCUUCCCCCCUCCCCCGCUCGGUAUAAGAGCGCCGCCGCAGUCGGGCCCGAGCGCCGCCACCGCCUCCUCACGGUCCGUUCGCGGAGCCACCGCCGCCUCACGAGGCUAUCAUUUGAAAACUGCUUUUGAGAUCUGACAUCAUUUGAGCAGUUGAA
This is a messenger RNA of Vidua chalybeata, 812 nucleotides long. It is a transcript of the gene SKP1, whose product is annotated as S-phase kinase associated protein 1. Gene Ontology annotation, biological process: SCF-dependent proteasomal ubiquitin-dependent protein catabolic process. Gene Ontology annotation, molecular function: cullin family protein binding. Gene Ontology annotation, cellular component: cytoplasm; nucleus. The transcript has 2 exons. Bases 235 to 786 code for a protein of 183 amino acids. The record is from RefSeq and is a predicted model, not a curated record. NCBI's taxonomy places the organism in Eukaryota, Metazoa, Chordata, Aves, Passeriformes, Viduidae.